Messenger RNA from Stereum hirsutum FP-91666 SS1, 1070 nucleotides. RefSeq lists its product as uncharacterized. NCBI's taxonomy places the organism in Eukaryota, Fungi, Basidiomycota, Agaricomycetes, Russulales, Stereaceae. The record is from RefSeq and is a predicted model, not a curated record. The transcript has 7 exons. Bases 59 to 1069 code for a protein of 336 amino acids.
CGCCCCAGGACUUUCCAACGACGCUCUUCUCUGCAAACCACAUUCGAUUCACAUUACUAUGGGCAGCUCAUCUUCCCGCUUAUUGCGCCGUUCAAGUCGCCAGCGUGUUGGCAAGGGCAGCAGUGGGGACCACGAGGCACACAAGGAGCAUCAGGCCUUCGUCGCCGAUUCGAAGUCUGGGAUUGAAGAUCUCAUGUCUAAGGAAGAUACCAAUGUCCAGGGCGUGGGCGGUUCGAAGGGAUCACAUCUUCAUAGUCCGUCUCAAGGAUGCUCCUCCAACGUGCCACAGGAAACAGAAUGGUCCGAGCCACCACCAUCUUAUACCGAGAUCUACAAUUCUCGCAAGAAAAACUAUGAUACUCUCAAGAGGCCCAUGCGCCAGGACAGCAUACGUAGGGCAUUGGAUAUCUUGCGUGACUUCGACACUGUGAUUAUCGUUGACGAUUCGGAGUCCAUGUCGUGGGAGAAUCGCUGGCAGGAGACCGAAAGUGCCCUCGGUACACUGGCGGACGUAGCUUCGCAGUACGACACCGAUGGAAUAACGAUCUGUUUCCUGAACAGCAGAGUGCGCAAGGAUGAUGUUACAAGCUCGCAGCAAAUAAUGGAGGCUUUCAGUGAAGUAACGCCGCAGGGUGCGACACCCAUGGAGUCAAGAUUGCAGCAAGUACUGCGUGAAUACUUCCAGAAAUUGAGGGUUGCACUUGAAGUUGGCGGAAUGGAGAAUGUCCAGAGGACCAUAAAACCUGUCAACUACCUCGUCCUUACGGAUGGGGAGCCUUCGGAUGAUCCUUUGGCGGUGAUCAGGCGUUAUGCCCAAGAACUGGAAGACCAUCACUAUCCAAUGACGCAGGUUGGCAUUCAAUUUGUGCAGAUUGGCAGAGACAAAGCUGCCACAGAGUACUUAACAAAACUGGACAAUGAUCAACAGGAUCCAAAUCUCAGACUGAGUCGAGACAUAGUCGACACCACACCCUUCGUCGGACAACUCAAUGCCUCAAUGCUCACGAAGAUCAUGCUCGGUGGAAUUCAUCGACGAGUGGACGUGGAUGGUGCAAGGGCUGUCACCUAAG